GUGCGUCACAAUAUAUUAAAAGAUUCAGCCAGUGCGAGCGAGGAGAGAUAUCACUAAGCACUAGGUGCAUAUCGUCGUCUCUGUGGAGGGGUUUGUUGCUUCUAUUCCGUCUAACCUCAAGGGAGAGCACGCGAAACUGCAAAACUCAAAACCUCAGAAAAUCUAUAAACAGAUAUUAGAUCUUCAUGUCACAUUGGAGCUCUGGAACCUGAAUACCUUCGACACGGUACGGUGCGAAGACAGUCUAGUAACACAUUGCAUAAAUCUAGUCAUCUUUUGUUUGUUUUUCCAACGUUGUCGGAUAAGAUAGCCAGAACCCCAGAGAAAAUCAUCACGACUGUGUGUGUACAAAAGAUCCGACUGCGCCACUUCUCUACCACCUUCUUCGUUUGUUCUGUUGCAGCAUCCCCACUUCACCUCCAGUAAACAAUAACCUUAGCACGUUUCCCGCUCACCAACAGGAUACAAAAAGGAUACGAAAAAGAAACAACUAGACUGGGCAUUCGUACAGAGCUUCACAAUUACGAUGGUUGAUACUGGUGUGGUCAAGAGGAAGGAUACUACAAAGGGUCCUCCUUUACGUAUAUUAUCUCUAGAUGGAGGUGGUGUACGAGGAUAUUCUAUGCUCAUAAUUAUUCAAGAGCUCAUGCAUAGAACCUAUGUCGAGAUCGAAGGAAAAGCGCCCCGACGAGAUCAAAUUCCAAAACCUGCCGACCAUUUCGACUUGAUAUGUGGUACCGGAACGGGCGGUUUAAUCGCGAUUAUGCUUGGCAGAUUGCGAUUAGAUUUGGAGACUUGUAAAGAAGUUUAUGUACGAAUGACGAGGAAAGUUUUCGAAACGGACAAAACAAUUGCGGGUAUACCAUAUCGAUCGACUUUAUUCAAGGCUUCGAAGUUGGAGGAAGCGAUCAAGGAGUGUGUUAGAGAACAUACAUUAUUCGAGAAGGAAGGAAAUGAUGGGGACAAAUCCGCGACAGGAUCCGCGUUUCCUGGAAGUCCGAUUAGCCCAUUCAGCCCGACAGCGAGAGGAGAACCAAGACGACAUUCAAGUAAUGCUAGUGUCGCAAGUUUCAGUAACAGAAAUCCUGCGAGCUACCAAAAUAAGCCAUACAUGUCGUCAAGGUGGGGAAAUCCCAACGCUAGAUUAUAUGACAAUCGUCCAGAAAGGACCAAGACUGCCGUAACGGCAAUUUAUAAAGGUACGCGCAAAGGUGGUAUGCCAGCCAUAUUGAGAUCCUAUGAUUCACGAAAAGAGCCAUCACCCGAAUACGAUUGUAAAAUAUGGGAAGCAGGAAGAGCAACAUCAGCCACAGGACUCGCAUUCAAGCCCAUUCAAAUCGGACAGUCAGUGUUUAUAGACGAAGGAGCUGGCCAAUAUAAUCCCGCGCCAUUUGCUCUCGAUGAAGCUACAGUAAAUGAAUGGCCUGGUCGAGAUGUCGGUGUCUUUGUCAGCAUAGGGACAGGAAAGAGGCCACCAGGAAGCGAUCAGAACCAACAUAUCUGGUAUGAAGGUUUCUUGGGCGAAUUCGCAGAUGCCAGAAGGCGACUGAUAGCUAAAAUCGAAGGAUGCGAAACCACGCAUCAAUACAUGAAGGAAGAACAUCUAAGCAAACGAGGCGUGAAUAUUGAAAAUUAUUAUCGACUAAAUGUGGAAAUCGGUGUAGGAGAAUUUGGUAUGAAUGAAUGGAAUCGCCUCGCAGACAUAAGCACCGGUACCCGAAGAUAUCUUGGCAAAAGCGAUGUUCAAAAAAUGAAUAUCGAGGCAGCUGUGAAGUUAUCAAAAAUUCACAGAGCGAUUCAGAGAGCUAAUGGUCAUAUGAGGGUACCAUCAAUGGGUAAUAGAGGAGAAAGUUAUAAAAAUUUACCGGAUGUUCCAGAAGCUAAUCCAUUGGCCGUGGAACUCCCAGCUGAAGUCCCUUCCUUGACACCUCUUUCCGGUAAUGCAGCUUGGACACCAUCUCCAAGACCAAGUUACGAAUCAGGACAUCAUGAUAGUCUUGAAGUUGCUCCUCUUGGUUCUGUCAAGAAUGAUCCUUUUUCGCCAAUCUCGUCUAUAGAUCAUUCAUCACCACAUUCAUCUCCUUUGAGUCAUCCAAUAGACCAUGGCGAUAGAUUAACGAUUAGUUCUCCAACCCCAUCAGAAUAUCGCACGGCGUCUGGGUCUGACAAAAUUGCAAUCAUGAGUUUGGAUGAAUAUCCUAGACCAGAAAUUAGAAUCUCGGAUCCGCCUCCGAGAAACCCAAGGAGAGUUUCGGGUCCACCGCCGGUACCACCGAAGACACCGAUCAAUGGGGAGAGGCCUGGAGAUGCUAUGCAGAGGAGACCUAUUGGAAAUGGAAAUGGAAUUGUAGCACCUUAUCCGUUGGAAGAUGGACCGCCCCCAGUGGUCAAUAUGGCAAGGAAGCCUAAUUACGGGAGAUAGGGAAGUCAAGUGGAGAGUGAUCAUGUGAGUUGGCGAACUUGAUGAUUCGGGUGGAGAUGAUGAAUUGGAAAGGGAAUUGGCGUUCGGCUCGAGGUCUCAGAAAUGAGCAGCUUAUUGAUUUUUUAUGGGUUAUGAUGGAGUUCGGAAUCAGCCGAUUGGUUGUUGCGAUACCUUUUUGUUUUUUAUGUUUCUAUGGAGACGAUUGGAAUGAAAGCGGAUGAAUGGGGGGAUCGCCAUACCAAUGGAAUUGAUGCGAGUGGAUUGGAUUGGAGUGAUACGUCCUCCUGCACGGGAAUAGUUUUGAUAUAUAAGUAAAUAGUUUUUCUUUCUUAAGGAUUUGAAGAUUUAUUUAUCAUUCAAAUUAAUGAAUCAUUCUUACCUACA
This is a messenger RNA of Botrytis cinerea B05.10, 2806 nucleotides long. RefSeq lists its product as hypothetical. Gene Ontology annotation, biological process: arachidonate metabolic process. The record is from RefSeq and is a predicted model, not a curated record. Gene Ontology annotation, cellular component: membrane. The coding region runs from base 527 to 2422 and encodes 631 amino acids. NCBI's taxonomy places the organism in Eukaryota, Fungi, Ascomycota, Leotiomycetes, Helotiales, Sclerotiniaceae. The transcript is spliced from 3 exons.